UGUACAUGUACGUUACAAGUGCAUAUGCGUAAACGCGGUACGGUUGAUAUAUGCGCACGGAACUGUGAUGAACGUUUAGGUCACCUACGCUCGAGCUCCAAGACACCGAAACUGCUAAUAUAUCCCAAAAUUACAACUUUUGUACUUCCGCCAUGUGCUAAAUUCCUUUGUCUUUGAGUGGGCCGCAAUACUGGCAUCGUCAUCGGACUCAGACAGCGGUGGGUUGUCUCCUCCACCGGUGAAAAAACAACGCCUUUCUGCCGCCGCAAUGCAAUCCAACUCGACCGCAGCGGUGCACAAUGGAGACGCGAGCGUACUCAACAGCAACGGGGCCAACAUGGCCCCCGAACCGGUCAUCAGCAAUGGUGUGGAAGCGGCCAGUGCAGCCGGAUCGUCCUCCUCUGCCGAAGGAAUUUCCCGCAAUCCUCGCGCCAAGCAGUUGUCCCAAUGCGACAGAGACAUUGUGAGACUCAUAGGGCAGCAUUUGAAGGGAUUAGGCCUGACUCAAACUGUAGAGCAGCUGAUGAUCGAAUCAAAUUGUCGGCUCGAAGACCCCUCAGCCUCCAAGUUCCGAGCCCAUGUCAUGGCCGGAGAGUUCAACAAGGCAGAGGAAGACUUGGAGGAACUCAAACCCCAGAUGACAUGCCCUCAGAGCCUGAUGAAGAUGAAGUUCCUGCUUCUCGAGCAGAAGUACCUGGAGUAUCUGGAGGAGAGCCGAAUCCUGGAGGCACUGCAGUGCCUCCGCCAGGAGCUGACGCCCCUCAAGUUCAACACCGAGAGGGUCCACGUGCUGAGUGGAUUUCUGAUGUGUACAAGCAAAGAAGAGCUCCACAGACGAGCGGAUUGGGCAGGGAAGGGCCACGCCUCCAGGACAAAGCUUAUGGAGCAGCUCCAAACCUUCCUUCCUCCAUCUGUUAUGCUACCACCGAGGCGGUUAUACACCCUUCUCAAUCAAGCUGUAGAGCUUCAGAAGCAUCGGUGUCCCUACCACAACACCACCAUCAAGAAUGAUGACUCCCUUCAAUCAAUUUCACUCCUGCACGAUCAUAUAUGUAGUCGGAACCAAUUUCCAUCGAAGUGCAGGCAGGUGGUGCCCGACCACUGUGACGAGGUGUGGUUCUGUAAGUUCUCACCGGAUGGCACCAAGCUGGCCACAGGAUCCAAAGACACGACUGUCAUCAUUUGGGACAUUAAUCAGGAUACAUUAGAGUUGAAAGCCAUAAAAACGCUGGAGGGUCAUUCUUACGGCGUCUCCUUCCUAGCCUGGAGUCCAGACUGCAAGUAUCUCAUAGCCUGUGGUCCAGAAGAAUGCUCGGAAUUGUGGGUCUGGAACGUAGAGACAGGGGAGAGCAAAACCAAAAUCAGUCAGUCGCCGGAGGACAGCUUAACGAGCGCCUCCUGGAAUGCAGACAGCAAACGCUUUGUCACGGGAGGCAAUCGGGGACAGUUUUAUCUGUGUGAUUUAGAUGGUAAUGUCCUAGAAUCCUGGGAAGGUGUCAGAGUGCAGAGCCUGUGCAUCAAGGGGGACACUAACGUUGUACUGGCUGCUGACACACACAACCGCAUUAGGGCCUAUAACUUUGAAGACCUCACAGACCAACAUGUUAUCCAGGAGGACCAUUCCAUCAUGUCCUUCACCAUCAGCUCCAACCAGCGCCAAGCCUUGCUGAGCGUGGCCUACCAGGGUGUCCAUCUCUGGGACAUCAAGGACAAAGUGCUGGUCCGGAAGUUCCAGGGUGUGACCCACGGCUUCUACACUAUCCACUCCUGCUUUGGUGGGGUCAACGAGAAGUUCAUCGCCAGCGGUAGUGAGGACAAUAACGUUUACAUAUGGCACGUCAAGGAUGAGAUGCCUAUUGCAGUACUGCAGGGUCACACACGGACCGUCAACUGCGUAGCCUGGAAUCCAGUGCUUCCCAACAUGCUAGUCAGUGUCUCUGACGAUUGCACCAUCCGUGUCUGGGGACCAGACGAGUCAGAGGGCGAUGGAAGCACAGAAGUAUGAUGUAAACCUUGGGGGAGUGGCUUAGCUCUCCAAAUGGACGAACGUCACAGUGAAGGCAUUAUCCUCGGAACUUUUUGAGAACUUGUGUCCUGUGUUUUUUAUAUAAUUGAUACAGUAGUGUUUUUUUAGUCGGUGAAGUGGAAGCGCUAACAAGGAAUUGACUUGACAUGGAGACGUGACCUUGGAGAGUGCCUAAGGUGUUAAAGAGUGUUUUUUUUAAAAAGGCCAGGAUUUGUGGAUUGACAUGUCAUCACUGGAUCUGGUGUUGUGCAUUGCGAGAACUUCUUUUGCUCGAGGAGUUUUUCAACUGCUGGUGUUACCUGGCUACCCAUGCUGCGCGGUAAACGGACUUUGAAAACUGGGGAAGCGGCUCGGCUGAUGUCUGAGUCUGAACAUUUUCUUUCAUGUGACUUGGAGACUAAGCCAGAUAUUGACUGUUUUGGAAUGACAAGAUUAAUAUGCAGAGUGACACAAUUUUCUACAGUACGUGACUGGUUUGGAUGCACCACUUUCUUUUCCACCACACUACCAGCCAGAAUGCCUGUCUUGAGUUUUUCCCUACACCAGCAAUUAACGCUGUUAACGUUUGUGCUUUUGUGCUGCUGAAACCGGAAGUGCACUACUAAAACUGGAAGCUAUUACAUAAUGCAUGGUGGAAUAGUCGGGCCGUGUCACGUGACUCUGAGUAACCAUUCCCCAGUGGUCAGCAAUCCAACUUGAGUCUGCAAACACUGUCUUCAACUACGUGUAUGUGUUCUCCGUGAAUAGUCUAGGUAGAAAUGUGUGGACACGCAUUGCAUUCACGUCUGUCUCGGGUUGUUCGUGUGACUUUUUCUAGGGCACAUCAAAGAAACUCGCGCCCUCUACAGCUACAGGUUAAUCAGGAUAAACAAACAAACCAAC
Messenger RNA from Acanthaster planci (crown-of-thorns starfish), 2908 nucleotides. It is a transcript of the gene wdr26, whose product is annotated as WD repeat domain 26. Gene Ontology annotation, biological process: proteasome-mediated ubiquitin-dependent protein catabolic process. The record is from RefSeq and is a predicted model, not a curated record. Gene Ontology annotation, molecular function: protein binding. NCBI's taxonomy places the organism in Eukaryota, Metazoa, Echinodermata, Asteroidea, Valvatida, Acanthasteridae. Gene Ontology annotation, cellular component: GID complex.